CGGUUUUUGUAGUGCACUCAAUAAACUUAUACCAAAAUCAAGCCUACAAUACAAUCAACGGUUAACAAAUUGAAAAGAUGGCGCCAUACCUCGAUCUAUCCACUGAGCAACUGAAUGUUUUUCUAAACUUCGCUGCAUCGAACCCUCACCUGGCUUUUGGGCGAGUCAACUCGAACUCUGACGAUCAGUUCGAGAGCGAAUUUAAAUGGAAAGAGCUGAUGCGAGACAUCAACUGCUUGAACCCAAGUACGCAAAGGGCUCGCGGCGUAAAGGAAUACAAAGCGUACUGGACAAAGUUGAAAAGUAAACUUUCCGUUAAGAUGAACCGAGCUCGCCGACAGCUGAACAUGUCUAAAAAGCCGGCCAAGCUGGCCUUGCAUGACUACGAGAUACGAAUGUUCAAUAUGAUGCCUAAAAACGCUAAAGAUAAAUUUCUUGUGAUUGAAGCCAUUGAGGAUAAAAAUACUAGCAAGAACAAGAUUAUAAUAAAACAAGAACCGACCGUACCUUUUCCACAUGAAGACAUAAAUAAAAAAGUGGAAACGGUUCUCGAAGGACUUGAAAUAAUUGCGGAUUCCAUACAAAAUGUGGCUCGGUUGCAAGUCGAGCUUACUAAAGGGCAGAUCAUAAUGGCAAAGGGUUUGAACAACAUGGCGGAGGUAUUCAAGAAGAUCAAGCAAAACUACAGUGAACUUUACAAUAAUAAUCAUAAUCAGAACUAAAUGUACUCUUAUUGUAAAACCAGAUUUAGAUUUGUCUGACGCAUUGUGUCAUCAUGACGCAUCAGAACGGAAUCAGUUUCAUAAAUAGGUCAAGGGCUUAACUCAGUCAGUAUCUGCGGUAUGAGAGCGACACGGAAUGGGUAACAUUGACAUAUUAUGGCGUGAUAGAAUAAAGCAUAUUAAGAAGUCUCGCUGACGUUUGACAUCGCAAAAACCUUCUUCAGUGCCACUCUUAUAUCUCAAUCACUGAUUGAGUUAAGCGCUAGGUCUAUAGAGUGUUACGUCGUAUUACCAGAGUAAACACAAAUGAGUCAAAUGGUCAUCUUCAUAGAAAUUUAGCGUGGAUUAACGGUGAGGUGCCCUGAAUGUUGUCAGUGUGUGCGUGCGCGCCGCAUACGUAUUGGCGCGCUCACAUACAAACCGCGCUCGGGCGUUUCUAUGAAGAUGACCUACUCAUUUGUAUUUACUCUGGUAUUACGAUGGCUUCUGACGUGUCACAUAAUAUGAAACUGAUUCCGUUCUGAUACGUCACGUCAUAAAACACGACACGUCAGAAAAAUACAAAUGCGGCUGACUUAUGAAAGACAUGUUUUUUGUGAAAUUAUGAUUACUUAUUUUAAGUUUGGAUCUCAUAAUGUUGAUGUUGAUUUGAAAUCAUUCAAGAAUAUUGAUUAUUGUAAUUUAAUUUGAUUAAUUACUUGUAGGCUACAAUUAUGUUUAAUCCAAAGCUAAACUUUAAAAGUAAUUUAAUGAACAAGUAUUAAGUUUAGGAAUGUAGGUUUAAGAAAUAUCAAUGAUAAGUUUUGUUUUUUGUAACAAUUAGGUAUGUUUUUUUAUUUCAGAGAAUUGUUAAUUUUGAGUUGAAUUUGUUUUUUUAUAGAUUUUUAUAAAUCCUCUUGGGACUAUGUUUUGUAGUAUUUAAGAUAAACUUGACAAUAAUUAUGUUCAGAAUAUUUUUUUUUAUAAUUUACUGCCCGUUUUCACCAUCAAUCCCUAUCUUCUAAGUGACCCCUAUCUAUGAAAACAAAAUUCCUGUUAUGUGUUACCUUAUGGGUCACUUAAAAAUAAGGGAUUGAUGGUGAAAAUAGUUCCAUUUUUCAAAUGAUGCCAUUAAUAUCUUGCGCUCUGUAAAGCUUAGAUGUAAAACUCCUGUAACUUUACCUGUUCAAAUUCUCAGAUCGAAAACGCUAUAUCCUACCAAAUGUAUGAUCAUUAUGAUUAGUAUCCCAUAAAUAGGUAGGUACAUUUUGAAAAGUAUUGAUACCUUUUACCUUAUUUCAGCAGGUACAUAGGGUAAACCGACAGUCAUUGGACGCUGCCAGUCAUUGGACAAAACAACCCUUGAAUUUUCUUAAAAUGAAUAUUCCUUCAAAUACAAUGACUAUUCCUUAAAAAAAUCGCCCUUUUAUCUCCAUCAGUCGGAAUCUCUCAGUUGUUGAAAUAUAAAUGCAAUUUUAUUCAACUGUCCAAUAACUUUCUUAAGUGUCCAAUGACUGGCAGUUUACCCUAUUUG
Ostrinia nubilalis (European corn borer) is the source of this 2235-nucleotide messenger RNA. RefSeq lists its product as uncharacterized. The record is from RefSeq and is a predicted model, not a curated record. The transcript is spliced from 4 exons. Lineage: Eukaryota; Metazoa; Arthropoda; Insecta; Lepidoptera; Crambidae. The coding region runs from base 78 to 722 and encodes 214 amino acids.